AUGGCGCCCGUGACCCUGAAAACAGUUGAUGAUGACCUCAAAGAUGUGAUUCAACACCUAUUCGAGAUCCAAUCUGCCGUUCAUGGCUAUCUAGGCCCUGAGACGCAGCAGGAACUUGUGCGCAAAAUCAAGAACCUAACUCUCGCGCUCUCGACUCUAUCAACACAUACUCAGCUGCCGCAAACACAGGAAACCCAACCAGAUACAAACACCGAUCCUUCCAAUCCCACCCUCGCCAGUGUCCAGCUCCCACCAGAAAUUAUCGACUACGUUGACUCGGCACGCAACCCGGACAUUUACACGCGUGAAUUCGUUGAGCUUGUGCAGCGUGGAAAUCAAGAUCUGCGCGGAAAGCGCGAGGCCUUUGCAAGCUUCCGUGAUGUUCUAGCUCGCGAGAUGCGCAGUGCUAUGCCCGAGUGCCGCGGUGAGGUUGAUCGCGCAGUCUCCGCGACUGGUGGCGCUGUUGAUGGGCCUGAUGGUGUUGCUGGGACUGGACCUGCGUCUGGUGGGAAUUGA
Molecule: messenger RNA, 516 nt
Organism: Penicillium paradoxum
Lineage: Eukaryota; Fungi; Ascomycota; Eurotiomycetes; Eurotiales; Aspergillaceae
Gene: nut2
Product: mediator complex subunit NUT2
Exons: 3
Coding region: 1-516 (171 amino acids)
Biological process (GO): regulation of transcription by RNA polymerase II
Cellular component (GO): mediator complex
Molecular function (GO): transcription coregulator activity
Source: RefSeq, a predicted model, not a curated record